CCGCGCCGGGCCGGAAGCAAAUACGGAGCAUCCCCGGGGACUUCACCGGAAAAGUGGACAGCAGCACUCCGCGGAGCGCCGGGCGAGAUGGGGUUCAUCGGCGACCAGGUGGAGUCGAUCCGCUCGAUGCAGGUCCGCCAGGUGCUCGCGCAGAUCAUCAGCCUCGGUAUGAUUGUUACGUCGGCAUUGAUCAUAUGGAAGGGGUUGAUGGUUGCGACUGGGAGUGAGUCCCCGGUGGUCGUGGUUCUUUCUGGUAGCAUGGAGCCUGGAUUCAAAAGGGGUGAUAUCCUGUUUUUGCGCAUGAGCAAAGAACCCAUCCGUACUGGAGAAAUAGUUGUUUUUAAUGUUGAUGGCCGUGACAUUCCAAUUGUUCACCGUGUGAUUAAGGUUCAUGAACGCCAGGAAAGUGCUGAAGUUGACAUCCUCACGAAAGGUGACAACAAUUUUGGGGAUGACCGACUGCUGUACGCACAAGGUCAGCUGUGGCUUCAGCAGCAUCACAUCAUGGGGCGGGCUGUAGGCUAUCUUCCAUACGUUGGGUGGGUUACCAUUGUGAUGACUGAGAAGCCGAUCAUCAAGUACCUUCUGAUCGGCGCGCUGGGCCUGCUGGUGAUAACGUCGAAAGACUGAAAAUUCCACCUUGUCACAGGGUCGUAGUUUGGUCUUGUAGUAGCGCAGAAGUAACCGGCAGCUGAACAUGUUGCAUCGUGUAUUGAAUGGAAGUUUCCAUGUAUCUGUUUUGACUUCUGAAUAUGUAUCUGGCCCGCCGCACAAGGUGUUAUGCAACACUCAUCUUCUGAUAGUCCUAACUAAUGAUAUCAAUCUGGUUAUUGCAUUGAAUAAAAGUAAACUUUAGUUGCA
Molecule: messenger RNA, 861 nt
Organism: Triticum dicoccoides
Lineage: Eukaryota; Viridiplantae; Streptophyta; Magnoliopsida; Poales; Poaceae
Product: signal peptidase complex catalytic subunit SEC11A-like
Exons: 8
Coding region: 88-630 (180 amino acids)
Cellular component (GO): membrane; signal peptidase complex
Molecular function (GO): serine-type endopeptidase activity
Source: RefSeq, a predicted model, not a curated record